Symsagittifera roscoffensis is the source of this 1771-nucleotide messenger RNA. RefSeq names its product DNA excision repair protein ERCC-1-like. Gene Ontology annotation, cellular component: nucleotide-excision repair factor 1 complex; ERCC4-ERCC1 complex; nucleus. The record is from RefSeq and is a predicted model, not a curated record. The coding region runs from base 659 to 1729 and encodes 356 amino acids. The transcript is spliced from 2 exons. Gene Ontology annotation, biological process: UV-damage excision repair; mitotic recombination. Lineage: Eukaryota; Metazoa; Xenacoelomorpha; Acoela; Convolutidae. Gene Ontology annotation, molecular function: damaged DNA binding; single-stranded DNA binding.
AUAAUAGUAUGAUAAUUAAGUAGUAGCCCUGUUUUUAGGAGUGACUUCGUGGUCUGGGGAUACUGAAACCCAAAUUAGUAAUGACUUUGUCGACCCGAUGUUAAGGAACCACACAUAGAACUGGCUUUAGUAGAGACGGUUAAAAGCAUGUGAAGCUGUGUUUAGACGCUAGCCAGUCGUUUCAUAACAUAGCUUUAUUUCCCGUCGGUAGGUGUUUCCGGAUAAAUGUUCAAAUGCCUGGUGCUGCCCUUCACAUCUGAUGGGUCAGGGACAGCACCAUAAUCAAAAAUGGGAUAUGAUGAUGAUAAUUUGCCACAACUAGGGUGAGAUGGUCAUAUCAUAUUACUCAUUUUUAAUUAAACAACUAAUCUGAUUUUUUUCUCUACACUUUACUGAAUAACAUCGAUGCGAAAACUUUCCCUCAGUAAUUGACUUGUUCUUUCUUUUUCUAAGAGACAUAUGAUAGUUUUUCGAGUAAUGUUAAAUACGGUUUCGCUGCGCUUAUAAGUCAAUGAGCAGAACGGUCUGAGUGAAGAAAAACCGACAAAUAAUCAUUUAUACGGGCUGAUCGAUAGACAAAUUAUUAGUGUUUUUUUUUGCUCUUGGGCUCUUUCUGCUCUGAGAUCAGUCUGCUUUUUACUUCGCCUCCCUAGAUAACAUGUUUCAAGUGCCAUCAAUAUCCGAAAUUGAAGAUGAAGAAAAUGCGGUUGUCUCUGCUUUUGCAAGCAGACAUAAACAAAGCGGUCAAAGCAAAUCUGAAGCAAGAAGUGUUGAUGCAGACAGUUCUGAUGGAUCACACGUUAGAGCGUCAAACUUUAGCGGGCGCAGUGAAAUGACUUCGUCUGAAAAUGCUUUGUCAAUUGAUUAUAAACAGAUUGUAAAUGCAGCGCCCGUCGUCUCUGAAAAGUUAAAAAAGGCAAUUGCGGCGUCUAAUGCGCAAAAUGAUGAUUCGAUUUCUGCACCCUCAAAAGAUUUAUUUAAUAUAAGAGAAAACAACGAGUCUAAAGUGGGAAAUACAUUGGCUCAACCGCCUAUAACAAGAAAUUACUCAGGAUCAACAAUUUAUGCGAUAAAUCGCCAAAAAGGCAAUCCUAUUCUGAAACAUAUACGAAAUGUGCCAAUUGAAUUUGUGUGCGAUAUCGCACCUGAUUAUAUUCUGAGUGAAAUUACUUGUGCUUUGUUUUUGUCUCUGAGAUAUCAUCAUUUGAAUCCGAAUUACAUAUAUGAUAGAAUAAGGAAAGUUGGCUCUGCUUUUAAACUCCGAUUACUUUUACUUGAAAUUGAUGUUAUUGAUCCUAGUCAGAGCUUAGCUGAGCUGAACAAAGCAUGCUUUCACGCCGAUUUUACUCUUCUACUCGCCUUUUCCUCUCAAGAAGCUGGAAGAUAUCUCGAGACUUACAAAGUGUAUCAAUUCAAGCCUGUUGAUUUACUGAGGGCAAAUAUUGAAACCGAUCCAACUAGUCGAGCGAUUGACUUUCUCACAACAAUUAAAUCCGUCAGUAAAAGAGAUGCAGAAACUUUGCUGCUGAAAUUUGACACAGUUGCUAAUAUUUGUGCGGCAUCCGAGGCACAACUGAAGCAGUGCUCGGGACUAGGAGAUACGAAGGCAAAGAAGAUACACUCUGCGUUGCAUCAGCCGUUUCUGAAGAAAAAUUCAAGAAAGAAGAAUGAAGCAGAAAUAACCGACGGCAAAGUUGUUGAAAGUUUAGACGAAGGUGUAAAUGGCUAGUGGCUACAUUUGAAAACCAAAUUUUCAUUACUGAAUCGCUAA